GCUCCGACAGGGUUUGGUUUUGGCUCCACUCCGGCUGCAAGCACCGCGACUGGGUUCGGUGGAGGCUUUGGAACCACUCCUGCAGCUGGAGGGUUCGGAUUCAGCACUCCAGCAACAUCCGCAUCCACUGGUUUUGGUGGGUUUGGAACAGCAGGUACCACAACAACUACUGGAACUGCCAAUGAUUUAUCCAAUAUGGCGAUGGCUGUGUCACUUCCUCAGAUCUAUGGAGAUGAACGUGAUGCCAUAAUCGCUAAAUGGAACCAACUGCAGGCCUUCUGGGGGACAGGAAAGGGUUUAUAUAAUCAAAAUGGCGUGGUGGAAUUCAAGGCAGAUAACCCAUUCUGUAGAUUUAAGGCUAUAGGCUAUAAUGCUAUAAAAGGAGUAGAAAAGAACACUGAUGGUUUGAUAAUCAUAACUUUAAAAAAGAAACAUUCGGAAGUGUGUAAAGUCCAACAACAAAUUGUGGAUGUCCUGCAUAGGAUAUUGGGUAGUAAACCAACGUUGUCUGUUUGUGUGGAAGGCAGCAAGCCUUUACCAGAUGAUAAAACUGAAUUAAUAUUCUACGUAAUAGAAAGACCCGCCUCAGGUCCAGCUAGACGUGUUCCAGCAUCGGAAUUAUUUUCAUUUUUAAGUCAGCCUUCCCAGAAAAACAGUCUAAUCAAUGAGCUCACUGUAGACAGCAUUUUACCGAAAAUGGAAUUAUCAGUGGAUCAGUUGAAAGAUUAUUUAGACACCCCACCAGCAGGCAUUGAUCCGUUACUAUGGCAACAAGCAAAGCUAGAUAACCCGAAUCCUGAAGAGUAUGUUCCAGUUCCAAUGAUUGGAUUUAAAGAAGUUCAACAGAGAUUGAAAUAUCAGGAACAACAGACCUCUCUUCAUCAACAACGUAUUGAUGAAAUGGGGGAAGAUCUGAGUGAGUUACAGAAUAAACACAGUAAUAUGUUAGCCAAACUAGAAGAGUAUAAACGAAAACAUUUAGAACUGGGUCAUCGCCUCUUACAGGUUAUAGUGAAACAAGAAGUUUAUCGUAAAAUGGGAUAUGCUAUACAAGCUGAAGAAGAACAUACCAAGGUUCAACUAGAAGCUAUACAAGCUGAGCUCAAUCACCCUACACAGUUUAAGGGCCGUCUGAAUGAGUUGAUGUCUCAGAUAAGAAUGCAGAACCAUCUGUUUACCAACAGACCAGACGUCAAUUAUCAUAUGGAUAUAGAGUUACAACAUGAAAUGAAACAGUUAUUAAAACAGCAACAAGAAGGUUUAGAACAUUUAAUACAAAUUAUUAAAGAUGAUAGCCAGGAUUUAGAUUUAAUAGAACAGGGUCUUCUGAAGAAAACAGUUCGAUGACGGCAUUAGUUAUUAGUUUAUCAUUUUCAUUGUUGUAUAUAUAUAUAUAUAAGGGAAAUCGUUCCAAUGGGCUCGGACAUAGAAUGGCCAAAAAGAACAUCAACUUAUGAGCUUAAUAUGUUGAAUUGGAAUGUUCCAGGAGCAUGUUUCAUCACUAGAGCUAUAGCACUUCUUAUCAUGGAUUCUCAACUACAAAGCCAAGUCAUUUGGUUCUCUGUAGAAUUUAUUCAUAUCACAUAACGGCAAAAUGUUCAUGUGUCAUGUUUUUUUUGUAAAUAAUCAUCUUUGUUAAAUAAAAAUUAUUCAAAA
Messenger RNA from Lottia gigantea (owl limpet), 1656 nucleotides. RefSeq lists its product as hypothetical. Bases 196 to 1347 code for a protein of 383 amino acids. The record is from RefSeq and is a predicted model, not a curated record. NCBI's taxonomy places the organism in Eukaryota, Metazoa, Mollusca, Gastropoda, Lottiidae. Gene Ontology annotation, biological process: nuclear pore organization; NLS-bearing protein import into nucleus; protein localization to nuclear inner membrane. The transcript has 9 exons. Gene Ontology annotation, molecular function: structural constituent of nuclear pore. Gene Ontology annotation, cellular component: nuclear pore central transport channel; nuclear pore.